Messenger RNA from Thermothelomyces thermophilus ATCC 42464, 1027 nucleotides. RefSeq lists its product as uncharacterized. The record is from RefSeq and is a predicted model, not a curated record. The transcript has 5 exons. Gene Ontology annotation, biological process: actin filament polymerization; Arp2/3 complex-mediated actin nucleation. Bases 143 to 652 code for a protein of 169 amino acids. Lineage: Eukaryota; Fungi; Ascomycota; Sordariomycetes; Sordariales; Chaetomiaceae. Gene Ontology annotation, molecular function: actin filament binding. Gene Ontology annotation, cellular component: Arp2/3 protein complex; actin cytoskeleton.
CUGCCCAGUUCAAGGUAUCCGCAAGUGGGAACUUAUCAGCGGCCGUGACACCCACGAACGACGACGACGACGACGAGGACGACAGCAGCGCAGACAACCAAACUCGCUGCUGGUCCAUCUGAUUGAGUUUCCUGCAGCAGAUAUGUCCCAAUCACUCCGCCCAUACCUUCAGGCUGUCCGGAGCAGCUUGACAGCCGCCCUCUGCCUCUCAAACUUCGCAUCGCAAACUGCCGAGCGGCACAAUGUUCCAGAGGUCGAGGCUCGCACGUCGCCCGAGGUGCUGCUGACGCCGCUCACCAUUGCGCGCAACGAGAACGAGCGCGUCCUGAUCGAGCCCAGCAUCAACAGCGUACGGAUCAGCAUCAAGAUCAAGCAGGCCGACGAGAUUGAGCAUAUUCUUGUUCACAAGUUCACCCGCUUCUUGACGCAGCGCGCCGAGUCCUUCUUCAUCCUUCGCCGGAAGCCCAUCAAGGGAUACGAUAUCUCGUUCUUGAUCACGAACUUCCAUACCGAGGAGAUGUUGAAGCACAAGCUGGUCGAUUUUAUUAUUCAGUUCAUGGAGGAAGUAGACAAGGAGAUCUCGGAGAUGAAGCUAUUUUUGAAUGCGCGGGCGCGGUUUGUAGCAGAAUCUUUCCUGACCCCGUUCGAUUGAGUGAGGAAUGUCCCCGGGUGACGUGGACAUGAUAUAUGCACCUACUUCUGAGACGGGACAUCCUACGAAGCCAAAGAGCUGCUGUCCGCUCUAAGCAUUGCGCUCGGCGUUUCGGUUGAGAGAAAAGCACACUUGAGGAGCCCGAAAUGGACUCGGGCUAUUUGUGAAUGAGCCCUGUAUGGGAUCUUUACCACAAGGAUGCCACCACCACCACCUCGCACAUCCUCAAUAUACACGACCAUGAUCAAAAUUAUCAAUCUCCCAGCCUGACUGAAGAGUGGUGACCGUCGCGUGAGCGGGCACUCAGCCUGUCCUGGACCGCACAGUCAGAUUCCGUGACAUUAUAGUUUCCUUUCGGCUCCCGCGCUCUCCCCG